Phialemonium atrogriseum is the source of this 1471-nucleotide messenger RNA. RefSeq lists its product as uncharacterized. Gene Ontology annotation, biological process: regulation of transcription by RNA polymerase II. Gene Ontology annotation, molecular function: DNA-binding transcription factor activity, RNA polymerase II-specific; RNA polymerase II cis-regulatory region sequence-specific DNA binding. Gene Ontology annotation, cellular component: nucleus. The transcript has a single exon. The record is from RefSeq and is a predicted model, not a curated record. Bases 113 to 1258 code for a protein of 381 amino acids. NCBI's taxonomy places the organism in Eukaryota, Fungi, Ascomycota, Sordariomycetes, Cephalothecales, Cephalothecaceae.
AAUUCACUGAUAUUAUUGUCUAUUCUACCUAAUUAUCACCACCCAAAACGACGACAUUGGAUCCAACUAAAGAGCUAGAGCCACCACCUAACCGUCAAGCAAGAGCACCAUCAUGACAACCACCAUGUUGGCCAACCAUUACAGCGCUCAGCCGAGCGCUCAUUACGGCUAUUCCGCCCCGCCAUCACCUCCCAUGGACGAGACAUCCAAGUGCUCUCUGCCGUCGAUAUCGAACCUGCUCGGUUUGGCGGAUCAGGGCUCACCCACUUCAGAGACGUCACCUCAGUUCCAGCAGCAGCAACAACAGCAGCAACAACAGCAGCAGCAGCAGCAGCAGCAGCAGCAGCAGCAACAACAACAACAACAACAACAACAACAACAACAACAACAACAACAGCAGCAGCAACAGCAACAGCAGCAACAGCAGCAGCAGCAGCAGCAACAGCAACAACACCACCAGCAACAACAGCAACCACAAGGUACGGCAGCUUGGCGCAGCUAUCGCACAAGCGAUGCUGACCUGGAUCUCUCAGUGCAACACAUCAAGCCAGACACGCGGCCAAACUCGUCACACUACAGCAAUGCUGCCAUGUCACGCUCGGCACUCCCGCCAACCCCUCCCAUGUCUUCGGAUGCCUCGUUUGAAGGGUACAACUCGCCGUCAACAAAGUCGGUGAGCCAGCUCUCGGUAGCCUCCAACUACUAUUUCGAGUCGACGCCGCCUCUGGGCCAUGUUGAAUCGGAUGCUCGGCACCAUCUCGCCGCGGCCGGUGUCCCCCGCGUACCAGUCCAGACUUCAGCCUACCAACCUCAGUUCGCCACAUCAGCGUACAUGACACAACCCACCAUGGCUUCGUACUACCCUCCCAUGCAGCCGACACCCCCGCCUCAAUCCCAGAUCUCGGGUCUUUAUUAUCAGCGGCCGCUACCUCAGACCUUCCCUCCCCUUCCCGUCUCGGUUGCCAUGGGUCCCACUUCUGGUGCCAACCCGUGGCAGCACCAUCACUACAUCUCACCAUCUUCGGCGGCCUCCUUCCCGCAGUCUCAGGACCGGUACAUCUGCCAGACCUGCAACAAGGCAUUCUCGAGGCCGAGUUCGCUGCGGAUCCACAGCCACUCUCACACCGGCGAGAAGCCGUUCAAAUGCCCACAUGCCGGCUGCGGGAAGGCCUUCAGCGUCCGCAGCAACAUGAAGCGCCACGAGCGGGGAUGCCAUAAUUUUGAAACCAGCAGCAGCGGGUCCGCUCUGAUUUCGUAAUCUGGCACAUCUCCCUCGCCCUUCCAUUGGCUUCGCCUUUUGUCGGAGGCGUCUUCCCAUUUCUUUUAUCACCUUGAAAUAUAAUCGGUACGGCCUCGUCUGGAUGCAGGAAGGACGGGAGGGGAAAAGGAGUUGGGACAUGGCGGGGAUCUUCUCUCGGUAGAGGCGCGAUCACGACGAACGGCGUUGGCAGAUGUUUGCAUAAUUUGCUGG